Messenger RNA from Epinephelus lanceolatus (giant grouper), 5206 nucleotides. It is a transcript of the gene per3, whose product is annotated as period circadian clock 3. NCBI's taxonomy places the organism in Eukaryota, Metazoa, Chordata, Actinopteri, Perciformes, Serranidae. The record is from RefSeq and is a predicted model, not a curated record. Gene Ontology annotation, biological process: circadian regulation of gene expression; entrainment of circadian clock by photoperiod; DNA integration. Gene Ontology annotation, cellular component: cytoplasm; nucleus. Gene Ontology annotation, molecular function: transcription corepressor binding; transcription cis-regulatory region binding.
GCUUCACGUUGCAGAAAUGUGUCAAGCGCUUCGGAACAGAUGACGGCUUAGCUGUUAUUACCCGGGACAUAAUUUUAAGAAAUAUAUGUACCUAUUAUACGGCUUAUCAAUUUCAUAGAAUGAUAUUUGUCGGAUAUUGAAGCGGACACACACCUGGAGUCGAAAAGUGCUUAAGAAAGAUCCUCACAUCCUACUUUCAGCACUGAUUGAAUGAACACUAAUUUAUUGUCACCACAUGGAACCCAUUCCCCUCGUUGAGCACAUAAAGACUCCUACUGACCACUGUAACCGGACAAAUUAUUAUUGAUGUGUGACCAAAGCGUGGCGAUGCCUGGAGGUGACAGUGGUCCAGAUGGGGAGGAGCCUGCAUCACUGUCAGCCACAGGAGGAGGAGGAGGAGGAGAAAAGGAGACGAGGAUGUUGUCAGGACAGCAGGACGGAGAGGAACAGUCAGAGCGCCUCAGGGGGGAGGAAAAUGGAGCUUCUGGUGGAGAAGUGGGGCAGGAAGAUGAAGAGAUGACUAGCGGAUCGCAUGACCUCUCUUCCUCGGCCAAUCACAGCCCUGGUAGUGUGACAGGAUCCACCUCAGCGUCAACCAAGAGCAGUGAGAAUACAGAUGGUAGCAGAGGGCAGGCCCACAGAGAGGUGAUGGUCACGGUGGCUGAGAUGAAGAAGAGGAUUCCAUCAGACAAACGCAGUCGCAGCAAAGCCAGCACUAUGGAGGCCUUACAGUACGCACUCAACUGUGUCAAACAAGUGCAAGCCAACAGCGAAUACUACAAACUGCUGAUGCGAAACGGCCAGGAUGAGAGGAGAGAUGCCACUGUUUGCACCCUGGAGGAGCUGGAGAGAGUCACAUCUGAACACACCCUUAAAAACACGGACUCCUUUGCGGUGGUUUUCUCUCUGUCGAGCGGCCGCGUGCUGUAUGCGUCGGAGCAGGCUCCCAGCAUCCUGUGUUGCAAGAGGAAGUUCCUGGAGUCGGCCAAGUUUGUGGAGCUGCUCUACCACCAAGAUGUUAAUGUCUUCUACUCACACACGGCUCAGCCGCAUCUGCCACCUUGGAGCAACUCGCAUACGGCGGGGGUCCUGUUUGACUGUACCCAGGUCAAGUCUUUCUUCUGCAGAAUCAGGGGCGGAAAGGACCGUGAGGGUGAGAUGCGUUACAACCCAUUUCGGGUUACACCCUACCUGCUGACAGUGCAGGGAACAGGAAGCAUUGGGGAAGAGGAGGAGCCAUGCUGCCUGGCGCUGGCUGAACGCAUCAUCUCUGGAUAUGAAGCACCUCGGAUCCCCAUGGACAAGCGCAUCUUCACCACCACGCAUUCACCCGGCUGUGUGUUCCUGGAGGUGGAUGACAGGGCUGUGCCGUUGCUAGGAUACCUUCCCCAGGAUUUGAUUGGCACGUCGUUGUUGACUUUCAUUCACCCAGAUGACCGUCCCCUCAUGCUGUCUAUGCACCGAAAAGUGUUGAAGUAUGCGGGCCAGUCUCCUUUUGAGCACUCUCCGAUGCGUCUGCGCUGUCAGAAUGGAGACCACAUCACCUUGGACACCAGCUGGUCCAGUUUCAUCAACCCUUGGAGCCGCAAGGUGGCCUUCAUCAUUGGACGGCAUAAAGUCAGGACGAGUUCAUUGAAUGAAGAUGUGUUUGCUGCUCCGUCAAAGGACAAUGUCCCAGUAGCCUUUGAAGAGAUUAAAGAUCUUCAAGCAAAUAUCUACAAGCUCUUCCUGCAGCCGGUUCAUAAUAAUGGUUCCAGCGGUUACGGCAGUUUGGGGAGCAACGGCUCUCAUGAGCACUACAUCAGCGUGGCUUCUUCAAGUGACAGCAAUGGAAACCUGUGGGAGGACACUCACCGGGAGCCGAUGACUUUACAGCAGAUCUGUGCUGAUGUGAACAGAGUCAAGAGUUGGGGCCAGCAGGCUUAUCUGGGUACCAACCACAAAAUUGCUCUUCUUGGCAAACCAGCUGCAGCACGAAUGCCGCCAGUGGUCUCCAACCCUGAGGUCAGAAAUCACGAAGAAAGCAGGAAGCAAACACAUAUUCCAUCCUAUCAGCAGAUCAACUGUGUGGACAACAUCAUCAGAUAUUUGGAGAGUUGUACAGGCCCAGCCCUCAAACGAAAGAGUGACUCUCAUUCCCUGGACACCUCCUCUUCCUCAUCCUCUACCUCAGAAGACGACAAGCCUGCUGAAGCCACUGACACAGCUCAGGCCAGCUCAGAUGUGGUGCUGGACAGUGCAGCGUCAGUGGCCCCGACGGCAGCAGCAGUCGUUGGAGCGCCUCUGACAGACAUCACAAUGUCCACUAAGGCCAUGAGUGUAGUCUCUGUCACCAGCCAGUGUUCGUACAGCAGCACCAUUGUCCAUGUGCCACAGCCUGAAUCAGAGGCCACGGCACUGGAGGACGCCCCAAUGGGCAGUGAGCCUGCUGAUGCUGCUCCGACCCCCGUCCGUCCCGCCCCAAGCCCAGCCACAGAGGAACCAAGGUUUGUAGGGCUCACCAAGGAGGUGCUGUCAGCUCACACCCAGAAGGAGGAGCAAGAGUAUGUGGAUCGAUUCCGCCAUCGCAUUCUCCAGAGCCCCUACAGCUCAUAUCUGCAGUUGGACAACAGCUCUAUGGCUCACUCCCACCACCCAGGCGACUACCUACAUCCAGUGAGCGCCGGUGGGUUGAACCGCUCUCGGAGAGGAAAGCCCAGACACAAGCGCCCCAAACCCCAGGGUUCCUCAGACAGCUACGCUUCCCCAGCUGGCCCCCUUCGCCAUGUCCCAGACUCCUCCUGGCCCUCCUCAGAGUCCUCCCAACCCCAAAUCGGGGCACCCUUCAGCCAAACAUCUCCACUCCAGGCACCAUUCUUCCCCGUGAUGGCAUCGCAGCCUGGCCCAGAGCAACCGCCCAGACCACAACAGCUGCCUGGACCAACCCCCAUGGGACUGCAGCCUCCUGACCAAACCCAGCUCAGCUACAGCUUCAACAUCAUGCAGUCUGCUCAGAGCAUGCCGGGGAUGCAGCCAAUCCAGAUGGAGCCCUUUCAGAAUCUGCAGAAUAUCCAGAACUUUCACAACCUGCAGCCCAUGGCUACAGCCCAGGGCAUCAACCCUUACAUGACUCCGGUCAUGGCUGUCAUCCUGCCCAACUGCCCAACAUUCACUCCAGGUUACCCGUCCAUUUACCCACUGUCUGCGCCCUCCAUGCUGCCUCAGGCACCUGUCACCAUGACAAGCUUUGCUUCUGGCAGUGUCCCAUUCCCUCAGCCCCAAUUCCAAGCCCAGCCUAACCCCCUCGCUCAGACCUGCAUGGGCCCUUUGCUCUGCUCACCCAGAGCCAGCUCCUCUGUCGGGGAAGAGGAGGAGGCAGCUGGGCCUCGGGCUUUAUUCUCCAGUUCUCGCUCAAGUUCUCCUCUGCAGCUGAACUUGUUGCAGGAGGAGCUGCCAAAGCCAAGUGAAGGACAGAGCAGCACCGGGCACAACCACGCAGAGAGCCUCCAUGAACAACAUGACAGCCAGGGUGAUAACCCCAGUGAGUCUGGGAACCAUGAUGCCCAGUCUACAUCCAGUGAGCUGCUUGACAUGUUGCUGCAGGAGGAUGCCAGGUCAGGCACCGGCUCUAACGCCUCAGGGUCUGGGUCAGGGGAGUCUGGAGGCUCCCUGGGAUCUGGCUCUGGAUCAGGUUCCAAUGGAACCUCCACCUCACACACAGGCAGCAGCAACAGCAGCAAAUAUUUUGCCAGCAACGAUUCAUCAGACACAUCACGCAAAGCCCGUAAGAGCCAGGAGGCACCGCCAGAGCACCAACACAACUUUGACACUCGGGUGGAUAACUCACUGUGGGGCAUGAUCCAGCACACGCCUGAGCGUGUCAUGAUGACGUACCAGAUCCACACCAGGGACCAGACCGAGGUGUUGGCAGAGGACAGGGAGAAGCUUCGAGUGCUCCAGCCUCUCCAGCCCUGGUUCAGCCAGGAGCAGAGAGAGGAGCUGGCUGAGGUCCAUCCCUGGAUCCAACAGCACACUCUCCCGCAGGAGAUUGACACACAGGGUUGUGUGGGCUGCAACUCGGGCCCAGGGGUCGCCCACUCCCCUCUCCCCACAGCCCCCGAUAGCUCGUCCCCUCUGGAGAUCCCCCCGCAGGACCCCAUCGGAUCUGUCGUCGACACCUGAGAGACCUGGACCCCAAGCACUUAUCUCACAUCAAACCAGCCCUGCCAGAAACCUCAAAAACUCCCACCAUGCAUCUCUCCUGACCAAUGUGGAGGAGUGGGUCCCUAUGCUUUAGUUUUACAUGUUUUGUAAAGGUAUCGGAGGCUGGACCAGGCCCUGAGAAACGGAGGAGGCAAAAGGAAUGGGCAUUUUGUUUGUCAGCCUAAUGUGACUGCCUUUAUCGGACCAUAAAUAUUAUACCUCUCUUCUUUUUGUGUUCAUGGACCCCUGCAGGGGUUUAGGUUGUAUUUAAGACUGACCAGUAAUUGGCACCACAGACCACUUGACAUUCAAUAUAGGAUGAUGGUCCCAUGGUUGCUGCCCCUAAACAUAUGCACUGUGUACACAUGCUGGGUCUGUCGGAUGAGAGUGACUGGGAGACAGAGACAAAGACAGUGCUGGCCCAGUUUGAGUAUCAGAACACACACCAGACUCUUCUCCAGAGACAUGGAGUUCAGGCUGUACAAUACGUGUACCACAUCAACUCCUUCAACUGCAUAGUAACUUACCAUGGUUGACAUAUGGUAGAUUUUUUUGAUGGACAUGAAGACAAAGACACAUUUGCUGCUCUGUGUUUAUAAUGUUCAGAUUCUAGUCUUGUAAGUUAAUUGUUAUUGGAGUGUAUUCUCUUAUUCCAUAGGUUGGGUUCCUCUUGUCUAGAACAUUGGUUUUUAUGUUACUCUGACUCACAAACAACAGCAAAUGUGAUGAUCAUUUCAAUUUGAAUUUAGUGCUACAACAAAAGUCCACCCUGAUGUCCAACACUUCCUGUAGCGAGUCCUUUCUCCACCCAGUGUCCUGGUCAUCACCCUACAGUACCUGUAGCUUACCUUUAAUUGUAAACGCACAGCUUGGCCCCAAAUGUCCUCUGAUCCUGGGUUUACUUACUGAAUGAGUUUCCUCUUAGGCUCUGUGUCUGUUUGACUCUGUGUGUGUGUGUGUGUGUGUGUGUGUGUGUGUGUGUGUGUGUGUGUGUGUGUGUGUGUGUGUGUGUGUGUGUGUGAGU